Molecule: messenger RNA, 867 nt
Organism: Aspergillus niger
Lineage: Eukaryota; Fungi; Ascomycota; Eurotiomycetes; Eurotiales; Aspergillaceae
Exons: 2
Coding region: 1-867 (288 amino acids)
Cellular component (GO): membrane
Molecular function (GO): transferase activity, transferring alkyl or aryl (other than methyl) groups
Source: RefSeq, a predicted model, not a curated record
AUGUCGGCCCCCAAAAACCUACGAUUGGUGGACCUUCCUGGUUUGAUCUGGGAGUUUACAGAAAACGACUUCGCGACAUUUGCACUACCAAACGCAGGCUUUGGCCUCCUAGCGGCCUCGGUGGCUCCGACGCUGACCAGCUGCUCCGAAAGCCCCGGGGCGCUCAGCCUUCUGCUUCGUGCCGCGCCUCCCGUUAUCCUCUUCAACUGGGCCAACCUGCUCAUUUUCGACGUCGCGAAUCAGCGACUACCAGAAUCCGUCACGGAAGAUUCGCUGAACAAGCCAUGGCGGCCGCUGGCACGCGGGAAAAUCAGCCCCAUCCAGACCCGCCAGCUGUUACUGGCGGCCAUCCCGGCUGUGUUAGGGCUCGGCUUCGUUCUAGACGCCUCCUGGGAAACGGCGCUGAUCAUGCUGUUGACUUGGAUGUAUAACGACCUACAUGGGGGCGACGAGCUAACCCGCGACGUGAUUAUCGCCAUCGCCUACGAUGUGUUCCUGAUGGGCUCCCUCCGCAUUGCGCUGGGGACAGCGACGGAGACGUGCAGCGAGGUGGCUGUCUCGACGACAGGGUAUCAAUGGUUAGCCAUGAUCGCAGGAGUGAUUAUGACGACGAUGCAGAUUCAAGAUCUUCGCGAUCAGGUGGGUGACCGCACCCGAGGACGCAAGACAUGGCCCCUGGUGGUAGGUGACUCGGUCUCACGGGUGUGGAUUGCUGCCUGCGUAUGCCUUUGGAGUGUGGCCAGUGUGUGGUUCUGGGGGGAAGUGCCCCUCCUCAUCUCCGCUGGAACCAUGGCGCUUGGGGGCUGGAUUGAUUUCACUCCACGUACCGAUACCGAGGCUUGUGACAUGGGGGCCGUGCAAGGAUAA